GCCUACUUUUUAAAAAAGAAUUUUAAAAAAAUGUUAAACAGCUCAGCGACUUGAAUUUCGGAUCAUGCUAUUACGUCAUAUAUACUGGUAGAAAGACUUGCCUGUGUGCGCUAACAAAAAACGUCAAUCAUUUUUGUAGCUAAUCGAAGGCGGACGAGGGCGGGGUCUGUAAAACUAUUGGCGAAUUUAAACAGAAAGUGGCGCGUUUAGAGAAGCUUAGGCGGGACAUUCUGCUGACAAACAAGAGAUGGGAGCCAUUACAACCAACCAGAUGCCACCAUAUUCAGUGCCAAAGUAACCAGAAAUUCGCGGAAGGCGUGUAAUACUGACACUACGGUCUACCUUAAAAAAAGGAGGGCGAGGCAUUUCAGGUCUCUGACUAUCAUACAGGAAUGUUAGCUGCCAAUAUGGCGGGACAGAAGCGAUCACAAGAGCUAAAGCUUUUAAGAAAUAUGAUAUGGUUCGGUUCUAUUUUAAUUGUUUUAAUAGCCCAGCUAAAUAUUGUCAGUGCUCAGACCGAGAGCAGCGUGUUGACAGUGGCUGACUCAAACUGGACACUUAUUCUCGAGGGCGAGUGGAUGUUAAAAUUCUACGCCCCGUGGUGUCCAGCGUGUCAGCACAUUCAAGCGGACUGGGAGGCUUUCGCCAAACUGAGCCCCAGUCUGGGAUUAUCAGUGGGAAAUGUAGAUGUCACACAACAACCAGGCCUGAGUGGGCGCUUUCUGGUCACCUCAUUACCGACUAUCUUUCAUGCUAAAGAAGGACAUUUCAGAAAAUACAUGUCAUCACGAACCAUUGAGGACAUCCAAGCAUACAUUGUUCAAAAGAAAUGGGAAGCUGUGGAGCCCCUGCCAGGGUGGAAAUCGCCAUCAUCUUUCUUGAUGUCCGGAAUGGCUGGUUUGUUUCGUCUCUCUGUGUGGAUACGGCAAAUCCACACAUACCUAACGAACACUCUUGGCAUUCCGUCAUGGGGCUCUUAUGUAAUCUUUGCGAUUGUCACACUGUUCCUGGGCCUUCUUCUCGGCCUGAUGCUGGUGCUGAUCGCAGACUGCAUGUGUCCAUCUAGGCCAAAGUACAAAGAGGAAAAGUUUGUUGUACUUCAGAAAGAUGAAGGCUCUGAGGAUGAAGUUGGUGACACUCUGGCAGAGGAGAAGCACGCAUCUGACCUGGACAACGAGAGUGAGAGGAUGUCUGGAGAGGAGGACUUUACUGAGGAGGAAGGAAGCCCAGUCACUGAGCCUGGUGCUGGUAGCAGCGAGGGACCUACAGAGACCUCAGUGAGGAAGAGGAAACCUCAGGAUCCAAAUAGCUCCGAGGCCACAUAACACUUCUGCAAAGGCUGGAAACCUGAAAUGCAGUUUACACCAAAAUACAGAAACAGCAGAAUGCAGCACUGUGAGUGCUGAACACUUAAUUGCUCUUUCCUGAUUAGUGUUUAUCUACUCUCCCUUACCUGUCCCUGUUUCUGUCAAGACCCACCUGUGGAUUCCAGUAUUUUGUGUGUGUGUGCAGAUUAGGAGAGAUUUUAAAUAAGAGUAUUUGCUUACAAACAAAACUAUUGCCAAGGAUACAUCACAAACACGUGACUAUAAUGCUCUUGAAACAAAAAAAGAAAGAAAAAUAAUAUAAAAUACAAAAUAUAUUUUAAGAAAGCUCCGAAAAUCUGUUUCGUAUUUGUAUUUUGCAUUUAAGAUGUACAUAUGCAAUUAUUGCUGCAAGUGGACUGUGCUUUUGUUUACAUCAUUGUUGACUGAAUUUUUUCUUUUUUUACCUGUAACGACUACAAGUGUAGGUUUUUACAUUCCAGGGAAUCAAACUACUUUGGUAAAAGUUAUUCCGCUGAAAGUGGCUUAGGGCAUCUGGCACAGAAUGCAUUUAGAUUGUGAGGAAAAUCAUCAUCAUAAAUUAUAGAUUGUCAGAGGGGGAUACUCUACAUCAGGGGGUUUCAAGUAUUUUGCAGUCAGGGAUCCAUGUACUGCAGCCAAAGGAGUUGUCCCUCUAAACUUUCCACCCAUGUUUAUUAAAGCCAUCAUUAGAUGCUGGGCAAUGUUAUUUAUAAGCAUUAAUAAUGAUUGGUUCCGCUUUACACAACUGUCAAAAAAAUGUGAAAAUCACACCCUCUGGUUGUGCUUUUUCAGCCCAUUUGAACCGCAUUGAGAGUUGGUACAUGUCUGCAUAAGUAUUUUUAAAAAUCUGUAUAAGAAGAGUUCCCAUCGCCUAGCUUUGCUUAAUAGUUUUGAACCGUUCAUUAAUAUAUAUAUAUAUAUAUAUUUUUUUUUUUAAAGAAAUCUUGUAGUUUCCCAUAACGUAUACCAAUUUUAAUAGACCCUGGUCGUCUGUACACAGACAUGCAGAAAACAAACAGAUUAGCCUUAAUUAGCUUUAGCUUUAUGAUAAAAUGUUUGCAUUAAUAUAUAUUUUUUACAGCUUUGUGCAAGUAAGAUAUUAGUACACUAUUAAUACUUCCUUAACUCUUGUUUAGUCCCUUUACCAGCUAAUUUUAAGUUUCAUAGCUAGUAUCUGGGACAGUCCACUUUCAAAUUGACCAACAGUUCAACCUCAGGCAUGCUUACAGGUGGGUUCUGUAUAAACCAAUCUUGAAAAGGAAAUUAUAAUAAUAAAGGAAAGGAAAUUAAAUAAUAUAAUUAUAAUAAUA
Messenger RNA from Clarias gariepinus (North African catfish), 2656 nucleotides. RefSeq names its product thioredoxin-related transmembrane protein 4 (gene tmx4). Bases 393 to 1325 code for a protein of 310 amino acids. NCBI's taxonomy places the organism in Eukaryota, Metazoa, Chordata, Actinopteri, Siluriformes, Clariidae. The record is from RefSeq and is a predicted model, not a curated record. The transcript has 8 exons.